Molecule: messenger RNA, 2913 nt
Organism: Paramuricea clavata
Lineage: Eukaryota; Metazoa; Cnidaria; Anthozoa; Malacalcyonacea; Plexauridae
Source: the annotation of a GenBank genome assembly
AUGCGUCGGAACAUUGUGUUGGUCUUCGCUGUUACAUUCAUUCAGAUCGUCGGAGAGGGAUUGCUGCCUUUUAAAUGGAAAGGAAACGUAGUAAAAACAAUUUCACCGAAAGGUGGUGUUGAUAUUUUGGAGAACAGGAAUAAAGAUAAUGAGAAAUAUCAACUUUUUAACGAGCACGAAGUAUGGAACAGAAUUCCAGAAGCACCAAGGGAUAGACAAAAAAGAAAUACAAAGAGAGAUUAUAGUUCAAGUACAUGUACUCGUAAAAAGGCAGUUUUUAAGAACAAAUUCAGUUGUUACUAUGACAACGCUUGCUUUGAAACUUUUUAUGACUGCUGUACUGAUUACGAGAAGCGUUGUGGAAACCAAACAGUGCAACCUUCCAGCAUCAUUAACACAGAAGAGUCCACAUGGACAUGUGUUACAACUACGUAUGUUCAUGAACAUUCUAAACAUUGCGGAAUUCAAGGCGUUUGGAUGAUCCAGAAGUGUCCACUAAACUGGUCAUCUGAUAAAACGAAGUUCGACUGUGAAAAUCCUCCAAACAAAUUUUCCUUUCCUAUCACGAAGUAUCUUCCAGUAGUAGGCAAGAACACCAUUACUUAUCGUAACAAAUAUUGCGCCGUUUGCCACGGAAUAACAAGAUACAGUAGCUGGAAUAUUCGGAUUCUAACCUACAUAACACUUCCUGCUGAAUAUGACCUUGAAGCAGGACUAAAAUUAAUGAUAAAACAAGGGGGAAAGAUUCCAAAAACCGAACCAAGUAGCGACCAACCACGACGAUACUGCAUCAUUAAAAAUGAUACGGGAGGAUGUUCCAACUCCUCUCACCCAUCGCACUAUACUUGUGUGAAUGGACCUGUGGAAGUUGUUUCUGAUGGAAAACGUUACUUCAAGAACAAAGCAUGCGCGUUAUGUCGCGGAUUCACUGACAUAGGUCAAUGGAAGUUAAACAACAAGUGUCCUGAUGGUUCGGGAGGUCCUGGUGGUCCAGGAGGUCCAGGUGGUCCGGGUGGUCCGUCGUGGAAUGACGGCCGAUUUUCAACAGUAUUUCAUGUCGAAAAAACUGCUUCCAAAGCUACUUUGAACAUGAAACGAAAAUGUGGAUCUGACUUGGUAUUUGAUAAAAACUUAGGGUUUUGCCGUAUAAAAGGUAAGGUCAUUUCCGUUGACGAUGUUGUAUCAAAUCAGUAUUUUAUUGCUUUGUGGCUAGUCCAAAGCUGCCCAUGCUGGUUAUGCUCUUCAGGCUCUUCAGGCCCAGCAGGCCCAGCAGCGCCUGCAGGCCCUCCAGGCCUAGCUCCAGACCAACCUGCCAGUUAUCCAACACCACCGUCCAUGGAGAAAGUUUUGGAAAAAAAAUUGGAAACAGUUCUUAAGUUGAAAACUAAUCAAGUAUCCGCCACGAGUACUUACGAGCAAACUUGUGAUGAAAUGAAAAACAAAAGGUACAUGGUUGUUACGUUUCGAGUAACACUGACUCCAUUUCAAGUCCUGGCGCGGUUGAGCCAAAGCAAUGAUACAAUCGACAGCUUUUCACAGCUUCCAAACCAGAUGAAAGAUAUAUCAUAUCUUGGAUCAAAUUUGUUGGUAAUUAAUGCUCUUGUAAAACAACUUGCUUGUGUUGGACAAAAGACGUUCUCAAUCAACGAAUACAAAAUAGACGAAAAGAACGGCAAAGUAAUUGAAAACAAAACAGGAAAGACGUUCUUGUUGAAAGACGUAAUAGAGAAGACUGACGAGUAUAUAACACUUUGUCCUCAAACAAUUUUCUCUGAUUGUGAAGCAUGGCUUAACAUUUCCGAACAUGAAUACGUUAUUCUUACUAACUUAACUUUAUACCACAAUGUAACAAACCGGAUGUAUCCUUUCGGAAAGUAUUACGUAAAAAAAAAUGAUGACGCUGCUGGUGAUGUUGUUGACGACGCAAAUGUCAGUACAUUGAUUGACGACUUUUCAAAGUCAUCACUCAGAAAUUCAACAGUUUUUAUUUGUCUUCCAAAUAUACCUAUCAGUAUCAUCACUGGGUCCGCAAUUUACCAUGACAACCAUAAACAACCUUUGGAGAUUAUAACGAUGGCUGGGUUUAUUAUUUCCAUACUUUCAGUUCUCCUUGUUCUAAUAACUUACACAUUGUUCUCGGAACUGAGAACUCUUCCUGGAAAAAAUUUGAUGAAUUUGUGUCUGUCGUUGUUAAUAUAUCAAUCUGUUUGGUUGGUUCGUUCAUAUGUAAAAGAAAAUGCAACUGCUUGUACCAUCAUCGGCGUCAUGGAACAUUACUUCAUUCUUGUAUCGUUCGUCGCCAUGUCUGUUAUUUCUCAUCGCUCAUGCGUUGUUUUUUCGAAGAACUUAAUCUCAGCAAGAAGAAGCGAGGGGGAAAAUUACGUUACCUUUAUAAAGUAUACAGCUGUUGUUUGGACAUUACCAGCUGCAUUUGUUGCUGUUUGUAUUGCACUGGACAAGACAGAAGUAUUUCCUAUCAACUAUGGUACUAUUUGUUUCUUGGCGACAAAGAAUUCCAAGAUUUACUUGUUUAUAUUGCCAAUUGGCUUGUCGCUUCUUUUCAACCUCUCAAUAUUUAUUCGUACAGCAAUAUAUUUGCUAAAACAGCAGGAGUCCACGGGAGCGCUUCAUCAAAACAGAAAACAAAAUCUGAAAAUCUGCAUAAAAUUGUCUACUCUGACUGGUUUUCCUUGGAUUCUCGGUUUCUUACAUGCCGGUUCUGGAAAUAUCGUGACAUUUGAAUAUCUGUUCGUUAUUUUUGUCUGCUUACAAGGAUUAUACCUUGCAGUUGCUUUCUUAUGGAACGCUAGAGUUCAUAAACUGUAUAAAGAUCGUUUCAACAAUGGGGACCAAAACAAUAACAAUGUACCACCAGUGCAGGCUGAAGUUAACAGUGCCACAACAUCAUUUUAG